This is a messenger RNA of Vigna radiata var. radiata (mung bean), 1402 nucleotides long. Its product is annotated as probable protein phosphatase 2C 43. Gene Ontology annotation, biological process: protein dephosphorylation. The record is from RefSeq and is a predicted model, not a curated record. Bases 130 to 1239 code for a protein of 369 amino acids. NCBI's taxonomy places the organism in Eukaryota, Viridiplantae, Streptophyta, Magnoliopsida, Fabales, Fabaceae. The transcript is spliced from 5 exons. Gene Ontology annotation, molecular function: protein serine/threonine phosphatase activity; cation binding.
CAAAUUCUUCAUUUUUGCUUCGGAAUUUCAGUUUUCAUUGACAAGUUCUUUCUCUUUGCCAUAGCUGAUAAGGAGAGAUUUAAGGACUAAAAUUGGUUCUUCGUGAAACUUUUCCCGCCAAGAAAAAUAAUGUUGCCUCCGUGGCUUUCAAGUAUAGUUAAUUCGUGCCUAAAGCCUUUUAAGUCUCAAGACAACGUGAAUGAUGAUGAUGAUGAGCCUAGUACAUCCCCGCUUCUAUGGCGUAGAGAUAUUCAGAUGCAUGCUUGUGGUGAAUUUUCCUUCGCUGCAUGUCAGGCAAAUCGGGAAAUGGAAGAUUAUAGCCAAGUUGAGAUUGGCUCUAAAGCAUUAUUCGUUGGGGUUUACGAUGGUCACGGUGGUAAUGAUUGUUCCCGGUUUAUUAAAACUCGUCUCUUCAACAACUUAGUAGAGGCUGUUAGGAAUCAGGGAAGUAUAAACGAAGACGCUCUGAGGGAAGCUUUUGCUACUACAGAGAAUGAUUUUAUGUUAGUUGUUGAGAGGGGUUAUGAGUUACAGAAGAAAUUGGCAACAGCAGGUUCCUGUUGUCUGGUUGGUGUUAUCUGGGGAGGAGUCCUAUAUAUCGCCAAUCUUGGAGACUCUCGUGCCAUUGUUGGAACUUUAGGUAGAUGUAGAAAGAUCACUACUGAACAGUUGACAACAGAACACAAUUGCAUUAGGGAGGAAAUUAGAGAAGAACUUAAGGCUUUGCAUCCAAAUGAUCCAGAUAUUGUAGAAGUAAGACGAGGAGCAUGGCGUGUUAAAGGCAUCAUCCAGGUGUCCAGAACCAUAGGAGAUGCGUAUCUGAAGAUUCCAAGGCAUUUGCAGCCACCUCUCACUGUACCUGUGCUGUCUGCAGAACCAACUCUAAAUACAAGAAUUUUGACAUCCGAUGACAAAUUUCUCAUAUUUGCAUCCGAUGGACUUUGGGAACACUUGACAAAUCAGCAAGCAGCUGAGAUUGUUCACUCGAAUCCUCGAAGAGGGAUUGCAAGAAGACUUAUUAAGGCUGCUGUACAGUCGGCAGCUAAUAGAGCGAGGAUGGAAUAUACAGCGCUUCGGAACUUGCCGAGAGAGAGCAGACGGAUUUAUCAUGAUGACAUUACUGUGGUUGUUGUCUUCCUCGACGGUCCCUCACGUUCCGAUGUGGAACAGUUGUCCCUUAGAGCGUUCGAAGAGGAAGCUGGACCAUCAAAUUUUCAAAGUCUAAACGAUUUGAUGUGAUACAAGGAUUAUUCUUUCUACAACUGUAGCAAAUAAAGUUGAUUGCCUCUACCUAAUUCUGGUUCAAAACAAAAACAAGAAUCAAUAACAAUACACUCAGACAUAGUUUUGCAGCAUAUUGUUGUUGUGCUAUCAAGGUUCUUCUACUCUUAGCCUCACUUUA